AUGGAAGCGGCGGAGGCAUACCAGGUAGCGAACUACGGCGUCGGUGGACACUACACGCCUCACCUGGACGCGCACGGCUUCGGCGAGGUUGCUGACAGCGUGGACACCGCAGACGGCAACAGACUCGCCACCACGCUGAUGUACCUGACCGACGUGGCCGCAGGGGGCGCCACUGCGUUUGUAAAGCUGGGAAUUGCGGUGAAGCCUCGCGUCGGUGACGCCCUCUUCUGGUACGACCUAGAGCCGUACGACGGGGACGAUGCUCCGCAGCAGUUCUCUUUCUGGCAUCAGAAGAGGAGAACAGAGGACCUCUCCCUGCACGUCGGCUGCCCCGUCCUGUGGGGCUCCAAGUGGAUCGCGACGAAAUGGAUUCGUGAGCGGACCAACGCCAUCGUGCGUUACGACGCGCCCGGCUGA
This is a messenger RNA of Dermacentor silvarum, 417 nucleotides long. RefSeq names its product prolyl 4-hydroxylase subunit alpha-1. The record is from RefSeq and is a predicted model, not a curated record. NCBI's taxonomy places the organism in Eukaryota, Metazoa, Arthropoda, Arachnida, Ixodida, Ixodidae. Gene Ontology annotation, molecular function: procollagen-proline 4-dioxygenase activity. Bases 1 to 417 code for a protein of 138 amino acids. The transcript has a single exon. Gene Ontology annotation, biological process: peptidyl-proline hydroxylation to 4-hydroxy-L-proline. Gene Ontology annotation, cellular component: endoplasmic reticulum.